Molecule: messenger RNA, 864 nt
Organism: Maylandia zebra (zebra mbuna)
Lineage: Eukaryota; Metazoa; Chordata; Actinopteri; Cichliformes; Cichlidae
Source: RefSeq, a predicted model, not a curated record
AUGGCCCGUGGCCCACACGUGGCCCUCACAGGUCAAAGCAGCUGUGGUUUGUCAGAGAUGAGCUGUGAUUAUCUGGCAGCAGCGCUCAAGUCCAACCCCUCCCAUCUAAGAGAGCUCGACCUGAGUGACAACGACAAGCUGCAGGAUUCAGGAGUGAAUCAGCUUUGUGGUUUUCUGGAGAGACCAGGAUGUGGACUUGAAACUCUGAGAUUGAGGACCUGUGGUUUGUCAGAGAAGAGCCUUCAAUAUCUGGCAGCAGCGCUGAAGUCCAACCCCUCCCAUCUGAGAGAGCUGGACCUGAGUGACAACAACAAGGUGCAGGAUUCAGGAGUGAAGCAGCUGUGUGGUUUUCUGGAGAGACCAGCAUGUGGACUUGAAACUCUGAAAUUGAGGACCUGUGGUUUAUCAGAGAUGAGCUGUGAUUAUCUGGCAGCAGCGCUCAAGUCCAACCCCUCCCAUCUAAGAGAGCUCGACCUGAGUGACAACGACAAGCUGCAGGAUUCAGGAGUGAAUCAUCUGUGUGGUUUUCUGGAGAGUCCAGGAUGUGGACUUGAAACUCACUACCUCACCACUAGACCCCAGUAUAUGAGGCUGGGGGACUGGGUGUCUGAGGUGGUAGUCUGUAGCACGGGGGCCCCACAAGGAACAGUACUUGCCCCUUUCCUCUUCACCCUGUACACCGCGGACUUCAGAUAUUACACAGACACUUGCCAUCUCCAGAAGUUCUCAGGCCAUUUUGUUACGCGGUUGCGUAGCAACGGGAGAUGUCCGACCCGGAAGUGCCGCCACUCUGAGCGGUUCCACCUGCAACUGAUUCCUCGCCAGCUGCUGCCAAUCAUCCACCAUUGUAACAGAGCUAUUUAA